Molecule: messenger RNA, 1690 nt
Organism: Apis mellifera (honey bee)
Lineage: Eukaryota; Metazoa; Arthropoda; Insecta; Hymenoptera; Apidae
Product: zinc finger CCHC domain-containing protein 4
Exons: 4
Coding region: 1-1653 (550 amino acids)
Biological process (GO): rRNA methylation
Cellular component (GO): nucleolus; cytoplasm
Molecular function (GO): rRNA (adenine-N6-)-methyltransferase activity; nucleic acid binding; zinc ion binding
Source: RefSeq, a predicted model, not a curated record
AUGGAAUGUUUUUGGUCCGAUUUGAGUAAACAUCCUCAAUGUCCACAUGGACCAACAUUAUUAUUUGGCACAUAUGAAAAUGGCAAAUUAGAAAAAUUUUAUGUGUGUUCUGCUUGUCGCGAGAGAAAAACAUGCAAAUUUUACUUGAAAGAAGGAGAAAAACUGACAAAGCAACAAGCAGCUAAAUGGGAACAACAGAAAAAACAAUUUAUAUCUCGUUAUCGUCAUAGAUCAUUAUAUGUACAUUUUAAUGAUAUAAUGUCUAUAACUCCAGACAAUAGAUGCUAUUGUCACACUUGUGAACAAUUGAUAUCCAAAAUUGAAAAAGAUGUGAUGAACAAACAUAAAAAUCAUGAUAUAAAAGAAAAUCUUACAGAUUAUGAGAUGAAACAUCCAACAGAAAUUUUAAAACCUAUAGAAAAUUCUAAACAGGAAGCUCAAUAUUUCUUCACAAAGCAAACAACGGAAGAUAUAGUGAAUAUACUUGUAAAAUUAGGAGCAACACAGAUUCUUUGUAUAGGUACUCCAAAGAUUCAUGAAUAUAUUCUAGAAAAUUAUGAAGAUACAAUAUCUUCACUCUUAUUAGAUUUUGAUGGAAGAUUUCAUAAUUUUUUUGGACCAUUAAGUUAUUGUUGGUAUAAUCUAUUGAAUAAUCAUUUUUUUAAUGAAAGUGCCAUUCAUGUGUUUAAAGAUUUUCUUAUGCAAAAUGAGGGGAAACAUACCUAUUUGAUCUGUGAUCCACCAUUUGGUAGUCGAGUGGAACCAAUAUCUUGGACCAUAAAAAAAAUUUCUGAAUUUCAUAAGAAAUGGAAUAAUAUAGAAAAUGAAAAUGAUUGUUUAAAAAUUAUGUUUGUAUUUCCAUAUUUUAUGGAAUCUAUAAUGAAACAAAAGAGUAAUCCUCCUGGUAUAUCAGGAGGUUUGAAAGAUUUGAGCAUGACUGAUUACAAAGUAGCUUAUGAUAAUCAUCCAUUAUUUUUAAAUGAUUCCAAUGGUACUAAAUUGCCAUCACCUAUUAGAAUUUUUACAAAUAUACCAUUAAAUUUAGUCGAACUUCCGAAAUCGAAUGGCUAUAGAUAUUGUAAAAAAUGUCAAAAAUGGGUUGGUAAAGAAAAUAAGCAUUGUAAAAGAUGUCAAGAGUGUACCUCGAAAAAUGGUCUUACAUAUAAACACUGUGAUAUAUGCAAACGAUGUGUGAAACCUUACUGGAAGCAUUGCGAAACUUGUAAAAGAUGUAUUGUGGCAAAACAUUUAUGCGGCCGAAAGCCCAAGGUUACUGGAAAAUGUUUUAAAUGUAACGAAAUUGGUCAUACCGAAAGGGAAUGCAAUAUAAACGAAGAAAUUCAAACAGAGAAGACAACAAAAAUUAAAAAACGCAAAGUUAUUAAUGAAAAAGUAAUGAUUAACAACAUAAAAAAGAAAAAGAUAGAUGAUUCACAAGAAUUUGAAAAUGAAAACCAAACAUCGAUAACAAAAAGUAUUAAAAAAACAUCAAACAAAUUGGAUAUAAAAAAAAAAAAAGAAAAGAUAACAGAACUCAAACUGAAAACUUUGAAAAAACCUAAACUUUUAAAAAUAAGUAAAAAAGUGAAAUUACAUAAUCAAUCAAAUGGAAUAGUAAAUACAAAAAAAAAAGUGAAAAAACAAGAAACGUAAUAUAAUUGUUAUAAACAAAGAUUAUAAAUCGUUUCUG